AUGAAUAGUAAAUCUUCAGUUGAUCAUUCCAACAAAACUGAGCGUGCGUUACUCGUAGUCGAUAUUCAAAAUGAUUAUUUUCCAGGUGGAUUGUGGACAUUAUAUGGCAUGGAUGCUGCUGCCGAUAAUGCAGCUCGUAUUCUCGCAGCGGCUCGUACCUCUGGUGAUCUCAUUGUUUAUAUUCGCCACGAAUUUACGACCAAUGCUGCACCAUUUUUUAAACCAGGAUCUACUGGUGCUCAGAUUCAUCCAAAAGUGCAGAAUUUGAAAGAUGAAUAUGUUGUAGUGAAAUAUUACACGAAUUCCUAUCGAGAAACUAACCUAAAAGACAUACUAGAUCGUCAUGGUAUUCGACAGGUUGUCAUAUGUGGUGCUAUGAGUCAAAACUGUAUCGAUGCUGUGACUCGUGCUUCCUUUGACUUCGGAUAUGACUGUACUGUUAUUCACGAUGCUUGUGCCGCCCGUGAUCUUGAAUUCAAUGGAAUGCCAAUUCCAGCUAAAUAUGUUCAUGCAGCAUUUAUGGCUGCCCUUCAAUUUGCCUAUGCUAAGACCAUUUCCACAGAUGAAUAUCUCGCCAGUGAAAAAAAGUAA
Messenger RNA from Rotaria sordida, 591 nucleotides. The record is from the annotation of a GenBank genome assembly. Lineage: Eukaryota; Metazoa; Rotifera; Eurotatoria; Philodinida; Philodinidae.